UUACUUCCGGGAGGAGCGGGUGGUUCGGGUAGGAGUUUUCUACCGUCCUAGGUCUUGAUCCCGGUAAGCCAGGCAUGAAGAUCACGAGGCAGAAACAUGUCAAGAAGCAUCUCGGCUUCUUCCGCAAUAAUUUCGGAGUUCGCGAGCCGUACCAGAUCCUGGUGGACGGUACCUUCUGUCAGGCGGCGCUGCGCGGCCGUAUCCAGCUGCGGGAGCAGCUGCCCCGCUACCUCCUGGGCGAGACACAGCUGUGCACCACCAGGUGUGUGUUAAAAGAGUUAGAAACAUUGGGAAAAGACUUAUAUGGGGCAAAACUGAUUGCACAAAAAUGCCAAGUCCGAAAUUGUCCCCAUUUCAAGAAUGCUGUGAGUGGAUCAGAAUGUCUGCUCGCCAUGGUUGAAGAGGGAAAUCCUCAUCAUUAUUUUGUGGCAACACAGGAUCAGAAUUUGUCUAUGAAAGUAAAGAAAAAGCCUGGAGUUCCUCUCAUGUUUAUUAUUCAGAACACUAUAGUCUUGGACAAACCUUCUCCCAAAACUGUUGCUUUUGUUAAAGCAGUGGAGUCAGGUCAGCUUGUCUCAGUGCACGAGAAACAAAGUAUCAAGCAACUCAAAGAAGAACAGGGUUUAGUGAAAAACCCAGAACAGAGAAGAAGAAAAAAACACAAGAAAAUAAGUGGCCCCAAUCCUCUUAGCUGUUUGAAGAAAAAGAAGAAAGCACAGGAUCCAAAAUCACCUGCCUCUGAAAAGAAAAGAAAAAGAAAAAGAAUCCGGAACAGAUCUACCUCAAAAGUACUUUCUGAAAAGCAGAGUGAUAAUGAAUGAAUUCCUUGAAUACUUUUAAAGACAUUCAAAUGGGAAAAACAGAUUUCUUUUUAAAACUGUGGAAGUACUUACAAUAAAAGACUGUUAUUUUUAUAAAUAAAUAUUGACCCAUAAGCCUUUGCCUAAAAUUA
Mirounga angustirostris (Northern elephant seal) is the source of this 952-nucleotide messenger RNA. It is a transcript of the gene UTP23, whose product is annotated as UTP23 small subunit processome component. The transcript is spliced from 3 exons. The coding region runs from base 75 to 821 and encodes 248 amino acids. NCBI's taxonomy places the organism in Eukaryota, Metazoa, Chordata, Mammalia, Carnivora, Phocidae. Gene Ontology annotation, cellular component: nucleolus; small-subunit processome. Gene Ontology annotation, molecular function: small ribosomal subunit rRNA binding. The record is from RefSeq and is a predicted model, not a curated record.